UGUUUUCUUUUUGGUUGAUCAGUUGAAAAUUGAAUUUCUAUUUUUCCUGUUUUCUAAUUACAUCAUAGUUUAAUUACUUUUAAUUAUUUUUGCUUUUAAUUGUUAAUUUAUUGCUGUUCUUCAUCUUGGUCUCAUGGAUUUAAAUAUAAUCAUUGAAAGAGAUUCUGUUCGCGAUAAUCGUGAUACUAUUUUGGAGAAGGUGAAACGAUGUGUUAAACUUGGAUUAAAAGAAAUUGCUCUUAAUGUUUGUAUCGAUGGAGCAAAUCAACUUAACUCGAUUCCUUCACCACCGCAAUUAUCUUCCUAUAUGAUUGAAGCAAUUGGUGAGAGGAGAACAAUCAAAUUGUAUACUAGGUUAACUGUUUCGGUUGAAGAUGGUCUUCACUUACAUAAGAUUGGACAAUCGCCUGUUGUUAAACUCUAUGAUCUCCUGGCACUUGAAUGUAAAACCGAAAAAGUUUUAACCCAAAUUCUUGGUGGUGGUUUUGAUUGUGAUAUUCUCACUUUUGAUUUUACUGAGAAAUCAAAUUUCAGUUGGAGAAAAGCUAAUUUUAGUCUACCAAUUACCAGAGGUAUUCUUCUUGAAAUUAAUUACUGUCAAGCCUUUUCAUCGCAAAGUAAUCGACACAAUUUUUUCAGCAACUCGCAAAAUUUAUCAAGGAAAACCAAAGGAAAGAAUAUCCUAUUAUCCAGUGGGGCAACCAAUUCUAUGUUUCUUAGAGGACCAUAUUGUGUAAUUAACUUAGGUCUAUUAUUUGGUCUUGUUGAGCAUCGAUCGAAAGAUGCUGUUUUCAUUAAUGGAAUAAAGGCCAUUCGACAUUCAGAAAUUCGUAAGAAUCCGGCCACCUCGGCGAUAACUUUAGUCGAUAAAUUGUUACCAAACGAAGAAUGGGUUAAAAAAGAGCUCUUGGUCACAACCGAAGUGACCAACAACCAAAUGCAAGUUGAAGGAGAAACACAACAAGAUCAACAGAUGAGAUCAUCACCAGAAAAUAGUAAUUGUUCAGAUCCAAAAAAAACUAAAAUAAAUUAAGAUUAAAAUGAUUAAAAAAAUACGAUUUACGACUAGAGAAGUAGAGAAAGAGAGUGAGAAAGGUAUAAACACAAAUUUGAACUAAGAUGAUUUAAAAAAGAAAAGGAAAAUAAAAUGAUGAAUAUUUUUUGAGAAA
Molecule: messenger RNA, 1169 nt
Organism: Panonychus citri (citrus red mite)
Lineage: Eukaryota; Metazoa; Arthropoda; Arachnida; Trombidiformes; Tetranychidae
Gene: Rpp30
Product: ribonuclease P protein subunit p30-like
Exons: 3
Coding region: 134-1033 (299 amino acids)
Biological process (GO): tRNA processing
Cellular component (GO): nucleolar ribonuclease P complex
Molecular function (GO): RNA binding
Source: RefSeq, a predicted model, not a curated record